This is a messenger RNA of Ustilaginoidea virens, 453 nucleotides long. RefSeq lists its product as uncharacterized. The transcript is spliced from 3 exons. Bases 1 to 453 code for a protein of 150 amino acids. The record is from RefSeq and is a predicted model, not a curated record. Lineage: Eukaryota; Fungi; Ascomycota; Sordariomycetes; Hypocreales; Clavicipitaceae.
AUGAAAAUCACAGCCGUGGCCGCCGCGGCCGCCGCGUUGGCGCCCGCCCUCGUCCUCGCGUCGCCUCGCGCAGGCCUCGACGACGCCUUGUCCGCGCGAGACGCGCGCGCGCGCGAACACAUGCUGUCGUCGCGCGAUCCGAGGGUCGAGCACUCGUGCACGCCUCUGUCGCUGUCUCCUGCCGACCACGAAACCAUCAAUGCCAAAUGCAUCAACGCCAAGAACCAGUACCAGGCAACCAGUAUCGAUCUUUCCCACUGCCUCAUGAAUUCCGAGGGGACGUUCGUCAAAGCAAAGAAGUGCCGGGAGAUUCGAUGCCUCCUGUACCAUGUCAUCGUGCACUCUCAAGGGGAAUACAUAUUCUUGCACGUGCAAAACUACCUCUCUUGGGCCACGAACGGCUUCUAUCGACUUGAAGUUCUAUACAACUACUGGGGUGAUUUGGCUUGCUAG